This is a messenger RNA of Kogia breviceps (pygmy sperm whale), 4566 nucleotides long. The record is from RefSeq and is a predicted model, not a curated record. Lineage: Eukaryota; Metazoa; Chordata; Mammalia; Artiodactyla; Physeteridae.
CGCCACGGCCCCCGCGCCUUGCACCACCGGCAGCAGCGAGGCCAUCCCCAGCCUCGUGGCCAGCUCUGCCUCUGCCGUCACCUCCAAGGAAUCUUGAAACCACCAGUGGAACAUUUUUGAUGUCGUGGGUAAUGCAUAAAGCAGCAGCUUGGGAAGGCUGGGCGGGGAGAGGUACCCAAGGGUGUUGGAAGCACAAAAGACACUGCCCAUUAUAGUUUGAACAGUUCAGAAGCAAGCAAGGUGGGGCAUAUGCUGAGAUGUGGGAGUAGAUGUGGCUGGGAAGUGGCAUUAUCCCUUUUAUUUGCAGGGGGAUGGAGAAGAGGCAGACAGACCCUGCCUCUCCUGGGAGCGGGCAGUAUUUAUUGGGAAGGGAGAGCCGGAGGAAAAUUUCCGUAAUCAUGGAAGGAAUUCUCAAGCCCUGCUCUGCAUUCUUAUUGUUUUGGCUUUUUUUGCUGCCUGGACUCUCCCAACCCAGAGGACAGAUUCCUAUAAAAAUUGCAACAAGAAGUGAUAUCACUGUGGAAGUUGCAGUAGAGGGUAAAUUUUAUGUGUCAGCUUGGCUUGGCCGGGGAGGGACUGGGGGGCAAGAUAUUUAGCCAAAUGUUCUUCUAGGUGUGUCUGUGAGGCUAUUUCUGGGUAAGAUUAACAUUUGAAUCAGUGGCGUGAGAAGAGCAGAUGACCCUCCCUAAUGCGAGUGGGCCUCAUCUAAUCAGUUGAAUGUCUGAAGAGAACAGAAAGGCUGACCCUCCCACAAAUAAGAGGGAACUCCUCCUGCCUGACCACUUGAGCUGGGACAUAGGUUUUUUUCCUGCCUCCAGACUCAAAACUGAAACAUCAGCUCUUCUUAGGCCUCGAGCCUGCCAGCUUUUGGACCAGAACUCAUAGCAUUGGUUCCCCUGGGUCUCCAGCUUGCCAACUGCAGAUCUCGGGACUUCUAGGCCUCCAUAACUGCAUGAGCCAAUUCUCUAUUAAUUAAUCAAUCUCCUAUUGGCUCUGUUUCUCUGGACAACGUUGAUUGACUAAUACACAUGGCAUUAAUAAAGCAGGGACUGAAAUAUUACAAUCUUUCCUGAAUUCAUAACCUGACCAUAUCAGCUGUGUCCACUAUGAGAGAAAAGGGUCAUUGAAUCCCCAAAGUGUUCAGCGUGUGGCCAGUGGCCCCAGAAAGCUCUCUGGCCACACCUCUCUGCUGAGAAUAUCAGAGGCCAUGAAUGGAAAUGAGGAGAAAGUAACACGAGAGGGAGGGAAACGGCCUCACCUGCCUGUCUCACCUGGCACCUCCAGGCUCCUCCCACCUAGAAUGCCCCUUGGAAGAGCAAAGGACUCAAGCAGAGUCGGCCUGAUACCCAAGCCCAGCUCCAUGUCCCCCAUUCCCAGCCGGCCUGGCCUCCCAGGGGUGGGUAUGGUCCUGCUAAACUCUGGGAAAUAAAAACUAACAUUAUCCACAUGCUCUUGACACCCUUUUACUGUGAUUGAGACCCAGGUCCAUGGAAGAGUCCCUCCCACCUCCUCAGAACUGCUUUGGUAGGAAAACAGAAAACCCUCUAGCACCCUCAGGCAGCUGUCCUCUCUCUAACUGCAUCUCCCCCAGGUGGCCCUCGGCCACAGAGAGGUCCUGACUGUUUUCUACCUGCACAGCCUCUGUUUUGGCCCAGGUGACAGGGCCCUGGGGCUGGUGGGAGGGGCAGGGAGAGGCCACAGGGCUCACACCCUGGACCGGAAAUUGAGAGGAGUUAAAAGUCCUGCCUGAGAGACUGGAUAUCACCUGGCACCCACACCCAAUGGUCAGUUGUGGUCUGGGGGUUCGUUUAUGGGGUCCAUAUGGGGUGGGGGCCCCAGUUGGUCCAGAGUCUACCAUCUACUCAGGCACUGUUACCAAGAAUGAAAAUACUGCCAGGCUUUAUAGCUCAACAGUUAAGCACACAGGUUUUCUAAUCAGACCCAGCUUCACGUCUCAACUCUACUUUGUUAGCUGUAUAACUUUGAGCAAGUUAAGUAACCUCUCUGAGGCUCACCUGUGAACCUGGUUAUGAGGAGUAGAUUAGAUUAUGAAGUAAAGAAUUUGGUUCUGUACUUAAUAAAGUUAGUGCUCAAUGAAAUUUUGUUAUCAUUUUCCUAUUUAGAUCAUCAGCAUUUCUCACUAGUUAUAUUAAUACCCACAAGAUUUGGAGUCUCAGCAAAUAACAUCAUCCCGUCCAUGAAAAUGGUGCUAAAAGCCCCCGGCAUCUCCAAAGCAGACAAUCAGUCCCAGGGACUCACGACCAGCAUCCGGUGGGGGCAGACGCCCAUCAAUCAGUCCACGCCUUGGGACACUGAUGAGCCGCCCUCCAAACAGAUGAGGGAGAGUGACAAUCCAGGCACAGGGCCGUGGGUGACCACAGUGGCCUCCGGGAGCCAGUCCGCCCUGAUCGCACACUCCUACGGAGUGGCCCAGCCUCCCACCUUCAGCCCGGCUGUGAACGUCCAGGCGCCGGUCAUUGGGGUGACCCCUUCACUGCCUCCCCACGUGGGGCCCCAGCCCCCGCUGAUGCCAGGCCACUACUCACUGCCACAGCCGCCCUCUCAGCCGCUGAGCGGCGUGGUGGUCAACAUGCCGGCCCAGGCCCUGUACGCCAGCCCGCAGCCCCUGGCUGUUUCCACGCUGCCCGGCGUCGGGCAGGUGGCCCGCCCAGGACCCACCACCGUGGGCAAUGGCCACAUGGCAGGUCCCCUGCUGCCUCCACCGCCGCCGGCCCAGCCGUCUGCCGCUCUCCCCAGCGGUGCCCCUACCACCAAUGGGCCCCCCACGUCAGACUCGGCCCACGGGCUGCAGAUGCUACGGACCAUUGGCGUGGGGAAGUAUGAGUUCACCGACCCCGGGCACCCCAAAGAAAUGUUGAAGGAAUUGAACCAGCAGCGCAGAGCGAAAGCGUUUACAGACCUGAAAAUUGUUGUUGAAGGCAGAGAGUUUGAAGUCCACCAAAAUGUUCUAGCUUCCUGCAGCUUGUAUUUCAAGGACCUGAUUCAAAGGUCGGUGCAAGACGGCAGCCAGUGCGGCCGGGAGAAGCUGGAGCUCGUCCUGUCCAACCUGCAGGCCGACGUCCUUGAGCUGCUGCUGGAGUUUGUCUACACGGGCUCCCUGGUCAUCGACUCAGCCAAUGCCAAGACCCUGCUAGAGGCAGCCAGCAAGUUCCAGUUCCACACCUUCUGCAAAGUCUGCGUGUCCUUUCUCGAGAAGCAGCUGACGGCCAGCAACUGCCUGGGGGUGCUGGCCAUGGCCGAGGCCAUGCAGUGCAGCGAGCUCUACCACAUGGCCAAGGCCUUUGCGCUACAGAUCUUCCCCGAGGUGGCGACCCAGGAGGAGAUCCUAAACAUCUCCAAGGAUGACUUCAUCGCCUACAUCGCCAAUGACAGCCUCAACACCAAGGCCGAGGAGCUAGUGUACGAGACCGUCAUCAAGUGGAUCAAGAAGGACCCCGCGUCCCGGGCGCAGUACUCGGCGGAGCUCCUGGCAGCGGUCCGCCUCCCCUUCAUCCACCCCAGCUACCUGCUCAACGUGGUUGACAACGAGGAGCUGAUCAAGUCAUCGGAAGCGUGUCGGGACCUGGUCAACGAGGCCAAACGCUACCACAUGCUGCCACACGCCCGCCAGGAGAUGCAGACGCCCCGAACGCGGCCCCGCCUCUCAGCAGGUGUGGCCGAGGUCAUCGUUUUGGUUGGGGGCCGCCAGAUGGUGGGGAUGACCCAGCGCUCGCUGGUGGCCGUCACCUGCUGGAACCCGCAGAACAACAAGUGGUACCCCCUGGCCUCACUGCCCUUCUAUGACCGCGAGUUCUUCAGUGUAGUGAGUGCCGGGGACAACAUCUACCUUUCAGGUGGGAUGGAAUCAGGGGUGACGCUGGCCGAUGUCUGGUGCUACAUGUCCCUGCUCGAUAACUGGAACCUCGUCUCCAGGAUGACGGUCCCCCGCUGUCGGCACAAUAGCCUUGUCUAUGAUGGGAAGAUUUACACCCUCGGGGGACUUGGCGUGGCAGGCAACGUGGACCACGUGGAGAGGUAUGACACCAUCACCAACCAAUGGGAGGUGGUGGCCCCUCUGCCCAAGGCGGUGCACUCGGCAGCAGCCACAGUGUGUGGAGGCAAGAUCUACGUGUUUGGGGGCGUGAACGAGGCGGGCCGAGCUGCAGGCGUCCUCCAGUCUUACGUUCCACAGACCAACACAUGGAGCUUCAUCGAGUCCCCGAUGAUUGACAACAAGUACGCGCCCGCUGUCACCCUCAAUGGCUUCGUUUUCAUCCUGGGUGGGGCUUAUGCCAGAGCCACCACUAUCUAUGACCCUGACAAAGGGAACAUUAAGGCGGGUCCCAACAUGAAUCACUCUCGCCAGUUCUGCAGUGCUGUGGUACUCGAUGGCAAGAUUUAUGCGACUGGAGGCAUUGUUAGCAGUGAGGGGCCUGCCCUGGGCAACAUGGAAGCCUAUGAGCCUGCAACCAACACGUGGGCCCUCCUCCCCCACAUGCCCUGCCCCGUGUUCAGACACGGCUGCGUCGUGAUAAAGAAAUAUAUUCAAAGCGGCUGACAUCAGCG